AUGCCCCUUCAUCUGGUGGCGUGGCGCCUCCGGCUAUCACUUGCGGAUAUUGGUUUACGUAUUCUACCGAUUAUUUUCCUUGGUAAAGGUGGGCGUCGGGACUCGGAAGAAUGGUUGCGAUAUCUUUUAGUCACGGGAAAGGCUAGAAGUAGAAUGGGCUGGAGACUGAAAUAUGAUCUAGAAUAUCUCAAUAGCUUCUCGGUCUUCUUUCUCCUAUCCCAAGGAACUCUGUGGAAGUACGCAAAGUCGCGAUUAUUCGCCAGUGCGAUGUCAGGUAAGUAAUGCAAGCGAGUUACCAUUCGAUUUACCGACCGUUCAACUGUUCUUCAUCAAAUUGAAAUCUUCACAUGUAAAGUAUUCGUUGCUUGCUAACUCACUUCUUUGUUUUGACCGAUUAUUACAUUAUCGCAAUCGAAGCAUCACAGCAUCAAUGACACGACUUUGAAAAUGUUCCUAUCUAUCUUCCGAGUUCAGCUGUAUCUUGUUCGGGUAGAGGACAGUAACGUUGCGAAAAGUCCGGACGUACAAGAACCAUGGCGCGGUGCACAAAGCUGUUCUGGAAGAAACGAAGAAGCAUAGGAAACAAGAUAACGAUCAAUAGACAAGUACAAGUACGUCGGAUCUACGGUAGGAUAUGACAUCAAGUGCUUCGAUUAUC
Botrytis byssoidea is the source of this 658-nucleotide messenger RNA. RefSeq lists its product as uncharacterized. The record is from RefSeq and is a predicted model, not a curated record. Lineage: Eukaryota; Fungi; Ascomycota; Leotiomycetes; Helotiales; Sclerotiniaceae. Bases 1 to 282 code for a protein of 93 amino acids. The transcript has a single exon.